Molecule: messenger RNA, 531 nt
Organism: Bactrocera dorsalis (oriental fruit fly)
Lineage: Eukaryota; Metazoa; Arthropoda; Insecta; Diptera; Tephritidae
Exons: 2
Coding region: 1-531 (176 amino acids)
Molecular function (GO): nucleic acid binding
Source: RefSeq, a predicted model, not a curated record
AUGGCUGACUUGCCUAAGGAACGCAUCCAUGCAUCACGGCCCUUUAUCGUUACGGGCAUAGACUACUGUGGACCAUUUUAUUUCAAACCGGAAACACGUAAGAAAGCUGUGUGGAUGGAACUGGUAAAAGAUCUUUCAACAGGCUCUUUUCUUGAUGCACUUAAGCGCUUUAUAGCUACUCGUAGCAUACCAAGUUGCAUUUGGUCAGACAAUGCUACCAAUUUUGUUGGCGCUAAGAACGAGCUGAAGGAUUUACGCGAGAAUCAUCGCAACCAACGAUCACCACAUUUUGGUGGUCUGUGGGAAGCAGCAGUAAAAAUGGCAAAAAAGCACUUCUAUCGCUCCGUUGGUUCAUCGCUUCCUGGUUUUGAAGAAUUACGCACCUUAGUAUGUCAAAUAUCAGCAGUAAUUAAUCCAAGACCUCUUGUGCCACUUUCAGAAAAUCCAGAAGAUCUUGAUGUACUGACGCCCGGCAUUUUCUUAUUGAUGGUCCUCUCACCGCUAUUCCUGAGCCGAACCUCACGCAUCUAA